Messenger RNA from Pelobates cultripes (western spadefoot toad), 19916 nucleotides. NCBI's taxonomy places the organism in Eukaryota, Metazoa, Chordata, Amphibia, Anura, Pelobatidae. The record is from the annotation of a GenBank genome assembly.
GUGGGGGCGGGGUUACGAUUUCCACAUAUCAGACGGAAAGGGGCGGGUUCAGAGAGGGGGCGUGGUUCCGAUAAUUGCCGAGGCAGCGCGGCUAGUUCGUGAAGAGAAUUUGUCAGCGUUUAAUAUAUUCCACCUGACUCGAACUAACAUAAACCCCACAGUGGGCUGGCAAUGACACAGCGGUAACAGAAUGAUGUCAUCUCUCACCAUAAAACGACUAUGGGGUGCUUGCUACACGCAAACAUCGCCUCGCUCUGCCGACCUGUUGCAUUCUGGGAAUAAAAGUUCUUACUGCUGGAAUGUUAUCCCGGCGGAUCGCGUGAGACCUGCGGCUGACACUACAUGUCCCUUGAGCCUUUGCGCGCUAUCCCCCUCCCCACCUCGUCUCUCCGACGAGCAUUCAUUGGAUUUGUAGUUUAUUUCCUUACUUGCAUAAUGCAGUGAGCGGUGAAGAAAACUACAUUUCCCGUCAUGCCCGCGGCAAUGACGCUAUUAUACUGCUAUGUGUGUCUGGAUGUCACUAGGGUGGGAGAGCUUUACUAAGGGGGUCUUGCUGAAGAGGCCUUGCUGUGACUCGGGUGAUUGGGGGUAACAGAGAGGUUUCUUGCAAUCCCUGCCAUUGCAUCACUAGGGGAGGGGAACCUGCAUGCAAUGGAUCAGAGCCCAUGUGAGCCAUUGGAAGCUGCCCAUGUAUUCCAAUGAUAGGGAUUGAGGGUCACUGCAUGGAGUGGGAGCUAACUAUCUGUAUUGCAGGCAUUGGGGAGGCAGCCUUGCUUUAGGGAAAUUAUGUAGACUCAACAUGAAUGUUAUAAAUAUAAAGUGCUUUAUAUAAACAGCACACACAACUGCUAUGGUCAUGCAAAUUUCAGAUAAAGUAAUCAGCACACAUUGCACAUUAAUGUCAGGUGAUAGUCUGUGUGUAUACCUGUAGAGAAUAAUUCCAUGGUGACUUGUAAAAUAUUUUGAUUGACAGAAUUGAUAGGAAUUUUGAGACUAAGGGAAUGGUAGCUGUGGUUUAAUCUUGUGGUUCAGGCGUGUAUUUUGUGCAGGGGUGUUUUACUGCUGGAAAAGUGUUCACAUGGCUACUGUUGCCAAAUAUUCUACAAUCCGCAGACCGCAACACCAAUAGGAAUUACUGUUUACAAUUUCCUUGUCAGAUUAGGCGAGUACGUUUUACAGUAAUCUGGACAAAGCCAAUUUGCCUAAAUGAGAAAUGGAGGUUGAGUUUUGUAGAGAGAUACGAUACGUGACUUCGGCCAUUCAUCACUGAUCUGCCAUUUUGGGGGGACAGGCAGAGCUUUAAACAUGGCACUCCUGCGAGACUUCCCAGCUCAGGUAAGACACGGGAACAGACUUCAAGAGUGACAGUUUUUUUUUUUUUUUUUUUUCAUAUAACCACGUGUUCAAAAAUAUGAAUGCAAUAUAUUAUUUUGAUUCCUGGCCAGACUUAGAAAUCCAGUCCAGGUUAAGCAUUAUGAGAGAUACGGUUUAUCUGGCAGUAAAAAAAACAAUCCAUUUAUAACUUCUAUAGGUUGUUAUAUAGAUAGUCAAUACAAUGUUAAUCAAAGAUCUGCACACCAGUUAAGCCAUAAGACUUGCUUUUCCCACAGAAAUCACAAAUAUGCAGUGAUGUUACUACCACAAAGGAUUCUGGGUGGACAUAUGCAAAUUAGUUUAACAAAGAAUCACAUUUGUCUCAUUUCAUUUUAAAUAUGGAUUCCUUAGAGUCUGCGUUUGCUGUAUACAACAGCUCUGAAACACAACUCAAAAGGAUGCAAAGUCAGUGAACCACUCAUGGACAGCUGUUUCGUUGUUAAUGCAAAUCAGCAUGAGGUUGGUUACUGUUAUAUGGUAUACAUAUUAGGCUUAAUAGUCUUUUUGCUUUCAGGAACACAAAGUGCACAGAUAGGAUAAGCGCUAGAGUGUCAACUGAGUAUAGAUCUGAUAGCAGGCAAACAUGUAUUCCUGACCCUAUAGUGUUAAAAACACUAUCCUGGCCUCCUAAAUAUAGUAAAAUCUUACUUUUAUUCCAGGUUGCUGCUGCUGGCUCUGUCCAUGACUUGCUUGGCUGGCAUUAUCAGAAGUGAUGAUCAGAGCCAAUCACAACGCUUUACAAUAGAUAAGCAAAUGAUUGGUUCAGACUGUCAAGAGGCAGAACAGGGGCAGAGCCAGCACAAGCCAAUAACAGCCCUAGACACUAAACUUUCCUCAUAGAGAUGCACUGAUUCAAUUAAUCUCUAUGAGGAGAUGCUGAUUGGCCAGGGCUGUGUUUGGCUUGUGCUGGUUCUCCCCUAAUCUGCCUCCUUGACAAGCUCAGCCAAUCCUAUGGGAAAGCAUUGUGAUUGGCUGAGAGAAUCACUUCUGAUGAUUUCAGCAAAGCAGGCAGAUUAGGGACAGAGGCAGCAGACUGGAAUACAAGAUUUUACUAUAUUUAGGGAGGGCACGUGGAGCUGGAUGGUGUUUUUAACACUAUGGAGUCAGGAAUAAGUUUGUGUUCCUGACCCUAUAGUGUUUCUUUAAAUAAAAAAAUGAACUUUAUUUGAUAUCACAUUAAAAAAAAAAAAUUUAAGUACAAAAAGGAUCAAAAACAUCAAUUUAAUAGCUACGUAAAGUAAUACUAGUGUACAAAAUCAAUACAAGGUAAGAAAAGUAUAACCGAAAAAUACAAUACAAAUACAAGAGAUACUGUACAAAGUUUUACUUCUUAUCCUUAGCAAAUAGUGUGAGCUAGACACAAAAAAGACCCAACGUUUUUGCCCGACUGGCAUUUUCAAGGGUGGCAUAAGUCCACUAAGUGCUUGCUUAAAUAGGAGUAUGUCGGGUUGUCAUAGAAACUAAACAAAACUCAAGGGCAUAAAGCGGAACUGAGAGGUGUGUGGUCACCAUAAUGACCCAACGUCUCUUGACAUGCGCAUGUCAAAAUAGAGUGAGUGUGAUUGAUCCUCUAGCAUGUAAGCUCAUCGAGCAGGGUCCUCAACCCCCUCUGUUCCUGUACGUCAGUGUUCUGAUCUCAAUUAUGUGUCUGUUAGUCCACCCAUUGUACAGCGCUACAGAAUUUGUUGGCGCUAUAUAAAUAAUAAAAUAAUAAUAAUAAUUGGCUGAAGCAAAUGGUACAUACCUUAAAGCAGUGGUUCCCAAACCAGUCCUCACAUUCCCCCCACCUAUCCAGGAAAAAACACUUUAGACACAACUGGGUAAUCCCUAAUUUUGGAAUGGAAGGGGCAGGGCUGUUUUUAAUAAUGGUUGGACCCUUGGCAAGCAUUUGCUUGGGCCAACUGGACCCUGCCUCGCCACUCCCUGGCAUGCAAUCACGCCCUUCUCUGCAACGCAGGUGCAAGACCUUUUGGGCCCUGCAAUUGCAAGGGUGGCCAAAAGGUAGAACCCCCAUCUGUCAUGCAACUCCAACAAUGCUUUGACAGCUGGGGCUCUACCAUUUCCCCAUGCUUGCAAGGUUGUAUUUAAUACUGAGCAGUGUUUGUGUGUUCGAAUGUAAGCAUGUUUUUGCAUGGAGUAUGUGUGUGUGAGUGUAGGGGUGUGUUUGUAUGUGGUGUUGGCGUUUAAAUGCAAGUAUGCAUAUAAGUAUAGUGUUCGUUUUUUAAUGCAGGGGUGUGUUUAUAUUUCAUUUUGGUGUUCAACACCGAGGUGUGUUUGUAUGCAGUGUUAACAUUUUAAUGCAGGAGUCUGUUUGUAUGUACUGUUGGAAGUUUGAAUGCAGGGGUGUAUUUGUGUGUAGUGUUAACAUUUUAAUGCAGGAGUCUGUUUGUAUGUACUGUUGGAAGUUUGAAUGCAGGGGUGUAUUUGUGUGUAGUGUUGGUGUUUGAAUGCUGAGAUGUAUACACACACACUGUGAUACAAAUGCAGAUAUACAGACACACACUGACACAGAUAAACAACUUCACACUCAUGCAGUGACAGACACAAAGAUACACACAGAUACACACAGUGACAACAUACAUAUACACACACAGAUACACAACUUGACGCACAUGCAAAUACACACACUGACACACAUACAGACACAUAUACUAACUACAAAUAGAUACACACAACGGCAACAUACAGAUUCACACACUGACACAGACAGAAACACAACCUGAUACACAUGUAGAUACACAGACACACAUACUGACUAUAUACAGAUGCACAGAUAUACACACUGACACACACACACACACUGACAACAUACAGAUACACUGAUACACACACUGACUACAUACAGAUACACACACACACACAGCAACAUAAAUGCAAAUACACAGAAACCUAGAAUGUGACGGUAGAUAAGAACUAUUUGGCCCAUCUAGUCUGCCUAAUUUUCUAAAUACUUUCAUUAGUCCCUGAUCUUAUCUUAUAGUUAGGAUAGCCUUAUGCCUAUCCCACGCAUGCUUAAACUCCUUUACGGUGUUAACCUCUACCACUUCAGCUGGAAGGCUUUUCCAUGCAUCCACUACCCUCUCAGUAAAGUAAUACUUCCUGAUAUUAUUUUUAAACCUUUGCACCUCUAAUUUAAAGGACCACUAUAGUGCCAUAAAAACAUACUCGUUUUCCUGGCACUAUAGUGCCCUGAGGGUGCCCCCACCCUCAGGGACCCCCUCCAGCCCGGCUCUGGGGAGAGGAAAAGGGUUAAACUUACCUUUUUUCCAGCGCCGGGCGGGGAGCUCUCCGUCUCCGAUCCUCCUCUUUGGCUGAAUGCGCACGCGCAGCAGGAGCUGCGCGCGCAUUCAGCCAGUCUCAUAGGAAAGCAUUUACAAUGCUUUCCUAUGGACGCUUGCGUCUUCUCACUGUGAUUUUCACAGUGAGAAGCACGCAAGCGCCUCUAGCGGCUGUCAAUGAGACAGCCACUAGAGGCUGAAUUAACCCUAAUAUAAACAUAGCAGUUUCUCUGAAACUGCUAUGUUUAUAUAAAAAAAAAAAAGGGUUAAUCCUAGAGGGACCGGCACCCAGACCACUUCAUUAAGCUGAAGUGGUCUGGGUGCCUAGAGUGGUCCUUUAAGACCAUCUCCUCUUGUUGUGGUAGUUUUUCUUCUUUUAAAUAUAUUCUCUUCCUUUACUGUGUUGAUUCCCUUUAUGUAUUUAAAUGUUUCUAUCGUAUCCCCCCUGUCUUGUCUUUCCUCCAAGCUAACAAGUUAAGUUCCUUUAACCUUUCCUUGUAAGACACAAAGCUUCACACACUGACACAUAUACAGAGAUACACCUACUGGUACUCGCACACAUUGAUACACAGACAUCCGUUGGGUAAGUGUGAUAGGGUUUUGUGAGUAGGUGUGAGGGUUGGAGAGGAUGCCACAGUUAAGGAGUGAGCGUGACAGGGUUGGGGAUUUGGAUGUGAGUGUUGAGGGUGGUUGAGUGUGACAGGGUGAGGGUUUCUAAGUGAUUGUGGGAGGGUGGUGGGUGUAACAGGGUUAGUGUGACAGGAUUAGUAAGACAGGGUUAGGGGGGUUAUAGAGAGAAAGGGUUAGGGGGGUUAUAGAGAGAAAGGGUUAGGGGAAAACACACAGACUUAAAAUUUAAUAUAUUUUGUUUGCCCCCCUCCUGCUUACCAUCUGUGCAGGCAUGGGAGGUAAUAAUACAUUUCUUGGUGGUCAAAUGAGCUGCUUGUUCACUCCUUCGUGGUCCAGUGUGCUGCCGGACUCCCUCGCGGUUCCAGCACACUAUGAUGAUGUCAGAGCUCAAGCUGGGACCACCAGUGAGUUCACUAGCAGCACACUGGACCACCAGGGAGACUGUUACAGCUGGCAGGAAGAUCUUUUGAUCUCCCUGCUGGCUCAAGGAAGGGGGCUCAAUUAGAGCCGGAGACUAUCCCAUCUGGCUCUGGCGGAAUCCCUCUCCCCCCCUAUAUAUAAUUCAGGCUAUUGGUGGAUUCGUCACAGCAAGGGAUCAAUGCUUCCUUGCUGCGCCGAACCCUCUAAUAGCCUGAAUUAAUAGAUGAAUGGGCCCCCUUAGUGUGCAGGCCCGGAACAAUUUAUUUUAGCAUCGGUGAUCCUAAAAUAAAUUGUUGCGGAUAAAGGGCAAACUGGGCAGCUGCUUUGGGCCCCCCAGGAGUAACUGGGCCCGGGGAAGCUGCCCCGUUUGCCUCGCAUUUAAGAAAGCCCUGGGUAAGGGGGUGCGUGAGGGCUUGUUUGAGAACCACUGCCCAAAAUAUAACUCUUGUGACAUUGUCACAAAACGCAGAUUGUAAGUCGGGUACCUGCGAUUUGAAUCCCAAACCAGUAUAAAGAUAAAUGAAUGCCGAUCCUUGCCGAUCUCCCAACUACAGAAAGCAAAAAGGCCCAAUUUGAUGUAAAAGGCAAAAUUUCUCCUGCAUGCCUGUUUGUUCCCAAAUACUAUCAUUGGUCAGAGGAAGAUAUUGGCAAAUAGAUGGCCACAUAAAUAAAGUGUUUGAAUAUAAAAUGUGGGUGCAUCCAUAGCAUUUAUUAGUGAAUAGUGGGAAAAGGGGACACAGUCACAUAGACUUCAUGAUAGUACUUAUACCUUGAAUUAUAUACUGUAUACACAAGAUAUCAAGCAAGUGGGUUAUAGCAUUCACUAUUGUCCGUGCUCAAAAAUGUUAUAUACAUUUUUAGUAAGUCUUGAAGGAAUCCAGUUUAGAUGUUUUUUUGUUUUUACUGGCUGUGCCUUUUAAAAAAACAACAACAUAAUUUAUUUCCAUUUUAAUCUUCCGUCAUUGUUAGAUAAACAAAAUAAUCAGAGGCCUACACCUGGCAUAUAAAGCUCUCACUUUAGUUUACCUAGGAUUGGAUUUUUUACAUACUCUUAAAUGAUCAAGAUUCUUUAUUCUAACACCAUACAUAUAUUUUAUGGCCUUAAUGAAGAUGGCUUAAAUAAUUUUUUUUUAAUAACAAACUUAAAUAGUUUAUUAUUGGUGACCUUAAACCCAGUAUUAAAUAAAGCUGCACAAUUUAUAUAAAAGCAAAUACAUUUACUAUUGACAUUAGUUGCAGUGAACAGUUAGGUUUCAAGUUUGCAUUUGUACAGUUGAUAAGAUCUUUACUGGACCAAUUAUGGCCAAAGUAAGCAGAGGUCAAUCAAAUAUCACCGCAGCAGGUGCUUAACAAUACAUACCAACCAAAAAUAAUGCUGAUCGAUCAAAGAUAAAAUUCCUCCCAUAUUAAUAGUGUUGUAAUAUUAAUCCAUAACACAGAAUAAAUACCCUCAAAAAAGUUAAAACAUGUUGAGUAGAAGCCAUAGUUCAGACCUCGAGGUAUGAGUUUAUUUUGGUUCUGAUCCUUUCUCCAGAGUUCCAGAAUGGAUCCAGAGCGCCUCUUCACCAAGUUAGAGGGCAUUGGGAAGGGUUCAUUUGGAGAAGUGUAUAAGGGCAUCGAAAACCGGAGCAAAGAGGUAGUUGCUAUUAAAAUCAUUGACCUGGAAGAAGCUGAGGAUGAAAUUGAGGACAUACAGCAAGAAAUCACUGUGCUGAGCCAGUGCGACAGUCCAUAUAUCACCCGCUAUUAUGGCUCCUACCUCAAGGUAAGUGCAAAUGGCCCCAGGCUGCUAGAUGGAAUUACAGGUUCAGCACAAACCGUGGCAAACUAAGGAAACUUGAAUUACAUCUAUUCUAUAUUAAAGGGACACUAUAGGCACCCAGACUACUUCAGCUUCAAUUAGAGGAACUGCAGUGUCUACCAGACAGCCACUAGAGGCGCUUCCAGAAUGUUACCGGACCUUUGGUUGCCUAACUAAUUAAGUUAUAUCCCUGAAUAGAAUGUUUUUGAAGUAUUUAUCCAGUUGCUGUACAAACGCUGAUAAAACCACCUUUUCAGACAGAAUUCUGCAUCCUUAUUCUUCUUACUGUAAAAAAAAAAACCACUUGCCUUAGACUAGAUUUCCUUUUUUUCCAGUCUAAAUGUGUGGUCUUGUCUCCUAUGUACAGUCCUGUUUAUGAAUAGAUUUCAAGACUAUUGUUUGUAUUGGCCCCGAAUUUAUUUGUAUAAUGCUAUCUUAUCCAGUCUGAGGCGCCGUUUUUCUAAACUAAACAGAUUUACAUUUUUUGACCUUUCUUCAUAACUAAAAUGUUCCAUUCCUUUUAUAAUUUUGCAGCCGACUUCUGCACCCACAUUUGCACAGCAUAUUCAAGGUGUGGUCUUACCAGUGAUUUAUAAAGAGGCAAAAUUAUAUUUUCAUCCCGAGAAUUUAUGCCACUAUUUAUACAUGACAAAAUCUUACUGGCCUUAGCAACUGCAGAUUGACAUUGCAUAUUGCUGCCUAAUUUGUUGUCUAUAACAAUUCCCAAAUCCUUCUCGUGUGUGGUUAUCCCUACCAUGUAAGGUGUUAGUUGCUCGCGAAUAACUUAGGAUUUAUCUACUUUAAAUUUCAUCUGCCAUUUGAGGGCCCAGUCCCUCAAUCUAUCUGAAUACCUCUGCAGCACAGCAAUAUUAUGCUCAUAUGGUAUCACUUUACAGAGUUUUGUCAUCUGCAAAAACUGAAAUAUGACUUUCAAUGCCUAUUUCAAGAUCAUUUAUAAAUCUGUUGAAUAGAAGCGUUCCCAGAAAUGAACCCUGAGGGACACCACUUACCACAUUUACCAUUAAAGGGUUAUUCCAACCAACAUGACCACUUCAGUGAUUUGAAGUGGUAGGAGUAAUUAUGUGCAGUAUUUCAGCUUGAAACACUGCACAUACAGACUUAUUGCUAAUUGUGUGCUGGGGCUAGUUGCAGCCCAGAACUCUGCACACUGACAACAGAUGUUAAAAUCUUCCCCUUGCAAGUUAGCUCUCCCAUCCCAGCCUCCCUCCCACAUUGUGCUGUCUCCCACAUCCCUCCGUACAGCAUUGGUUAUUUACAUUUUUUAAAUUCCCUUCUACCCAUGAGCGCAUGCAUGCACUACAUGCCAGCAAUUGGUCCAAUCAUAGGCUUCUUUACGUCAGGAGGGGGUGAGGAGGAAUAGCAGCUGAAUUCAAGGAAAUAAAACCUUUUUAUCUCUGGUUUUACUACACCUUUAAACCUUCUAGUAUCUAGUAGGGCAUAUUACACCUGAAAGACCCCCCCUCUCAAUUUGGUUACAGUAGCCCUUUAAUGACAGCUCGUUGUACUCUAUCUUUAAGCCAGUGUUCAACCCAAGGCCAAGAAUUUUCAUCUAGACCAAUUUCUUUUAGUUUGAGCAAUAACCUAUUUUGUGGAACCGUAUCAAACGCCUUGACGAAAUCCAAGUAGAUCACAUCCACUGUAACACCCUGAUUUCUACUUACUUCUUCGUAGAAUGCAAUUUGGUUAGUUUGACAUGACCUAUGUUUCAUAAAACCAUGCUGAUUGUUGCGAAUAACAAAGUUCUUCCCAGUGUGUUUUUUACCCCUCAAAAAAGUGAUUGUAGCUGAUUUUUUGGUUCUUUUCCUUCACAUUCUAAGUGCUAACUGGACGUUCUCUUUCUGUAGGGGUCGAAGCUGUGGAUUAUUAUGGAGUAUUUAGGUGGGGGAUCUGCUUUGGAUUUGGUAAGGGCUUUGUGCGAAAAAUAAUGCUGUCUUGUUUCAGUAUUUUAUUUCCCUGACUUUUGUAUGUUUUCCGAUGCCUAUUCCUGUCUAUAUAAAUUUGUUCACUUUCUGUUACAUCCCUGAUAUUCAUUGAGUCUUAAUGCGGCACGUGGAUUUGGGGGUUAUAAUUUGAAUGCCAUGGCUGGGACUGUUCUAACUAUUUCCAGUGUAGUUUAAUAGAUGCUGCUACUUAAUGAUCGUGUGUGUGCUUGCGUCCUGUGUGCAUAUUUGUAUAUAUUUCAAUAUGUUCCUAUUCAUGACAGCUCAAGCCUGGCCCCCUGGAGGAGUCCUAUAUUGCUACUAUACUUCGGGAGAUUCUUAAGGGUUUGGACUACUUGCACUCGGAGAGAAAGAUCCAUCGUGAUAUUAAAGGUACCAGACAGUGGCAUGAAGCUAUGCUGUCCCAAAUGAUUACCCUAUGUCUUGAUUUACAUGUAAAUGACCAAACAGCAGAUGUUUUGCACUCAUGCAUGGAGUUAUGAUAUUUAACCCUUCUUGCCAAAAAUAAUUGGCAGCAAGUAAUGAAUUCACUUGUUAUGUUGUUCAAUAUGUCUGUAUAAACUGAAAGUUGACUUUUUAUUAAGUUAAUCAUAAAUGGAAAAUCUGUUUGUUUUUAAGAUGGUUUUACAGAUUUUAAUCCACUUUGUUGCAAAUAAAUAAACUAAAUAAUUUAAUAGCAAUAAUCAAACCAUUUAUAAUUUGCAAAAAUGGAAUGCUGUAGCUUGCUGACCUUAACCUUAAUAUAUGGGUAAUUUUAUCUAUAUCAGUAGCUGUUACCUUAAAAAGGAGUCUAGUCUAGUCAAGUUUAGAGAACAAUAGAUGUAAUAAAAGCCUGUUAUACUAUAACUUAGUUUGUAUAGUAUGACUAAAUUAACACAUAAUUCAUGCAAAAAGAAUAAAUUCUUUCUUUACACCAUGCAAUAUUGUUUAUUUCUUAGUAUAGAUAGUAGACACCCAAUAGCAGUUUCAUGCACAGUUGACAGUAAUGGCGUUACUGUGUGUCUCUCCAGCUGCGAAUGUGUUGCUGUCAGAGCAGGGAGAUGUGAAGUUGGCUGAUUUUGGCGUUGCUGGUCAGUUAACAGACACUCAGAUAAAGCGAAAUACAUUUGUGGGCACUCCAUUUUGGAUGGCACCAGAGGUCAUUAAACAAUCAGCCUAUGACUUUAAGGUAAGAAAUACAGGAUGUGCUGUACAUGUCUCAAACUAAGAACAUAACUCCAAAUGCCUAUCAUUCAAUGGUUUCUCCCUUAGAAUGUGAGACCUGAUAUGUCUACCAUAGCAUCUGUGUUCGCUUUAGAAUGGAACACCAAACAUAUCUACCGCUGGAUAUGUCUGUAUUGGAACAGAACACCAAACAUAUCUAGUACAGGCACAAAAAUAAAGCACCGUGCUUACAGCAGCAGUAGCUUAGUAUCUAACAGCUCAAAAUACAUAGUAAAACACAGAGAAAGUUACCUGAACUCUGGCCUAAAUCCCCAUGUACAUUUAAACAAAAUGGAGGCUCUUUAGUUUUAUUCCAAUGGCCAUUUGAAUAUAUAAGCUCACCUGCCACGUCAAGGCAAGCCUCAAUAGGUGAGUUCCUACACUAGCCAUUAGAUAUGCUGAUAUCAGCCAAGAAUCUCCAGUGAGACAGGAAGGGGUAUUUUAUAAACCCUUUCACAUUUAACCCUUUAUAGGGCUUCUACACAUACAAUAAACUUUGCUUGUAUCAGACAAAGUAUAAACAUCUCUGAGACAUGAAGGAGUGUUUUAUAAACCCCCUACAUACUUAUUAACCCUAAAUAGGGCUAUAACACAUACAAAUAUCUUGUACAGGACAUGUCUCCCAUGGAACACAACACCAAACCUGUAUAUCCCAGGAUGUCUCUGGUUUGGAAGAUAUGCAUCUGAUAUAACCCAACACCAAACAUAUCUACCACAGAAGCACACCAUUAAAUGUGUGAGCCACAAGUUUUUUUUUUUUUUUGCUAUCUUAGUACACGUCCCAUAGGACUUUUCGAAUUAACUUAUAACUUUUAUUUGCUUUUCUUUCUCUCCUUACAGGCUGAUAUCUGGUCCCUGGGAAUCACAGCCAUUGAGCUGGCUAAAGGAGAACCCCCAUACUCUGACCUACACCCUAUGAGAGUAUUGUUCCUGAUUCCUAAGAAUAACCCCCCAUCUCUUCAGGGACAGCACAGCAAACCAUUUAAAGAUUUUGUGGAUGCCUGUUUAAACAAAGACCCCCGCUUAGUAAGUAUGCAGUAGCGGGAUCUUCACACAACAUUAUAGAGCCAAAUGGACAUAACAAGAGCUAGCCCAGAUUGUGGUAAUAUGGCAUUACGUAAAUUAAAUGAGGGAAAAUAACAAAACCUUUUGGCCUGCGGUGCUCUUGGGGUGUGAUCAAAGUUAAAAGUGAAUGUCAAUGUAACGUUAUAUGAUUACAAUGUAAGUGAUGGUAGUUGUACAUUAGUUGGGUUACUUGAAUUUUGUAGCUUUUUUUUCUUUCAGAACUAAUAGGUGUUAAUUAAAAACAUCAGGAGGGAUAUUCUGUUGCAGAGUUAUGGAAAUGUGCAGUACGUUUAAACCCAUGUUUGUUUUUGUUGUUACAGUCAUUACUGCAUUUUUAGAAGUCUCCUCCAUGAUGCUUAGCUAGAUAUUAUAUUUAAUUAGUGCUCACUUGUGUCAGUUCUAGGAAUUACCAUUUGCAUAUCAAAGUGAUAGGACAGUUGAGAACCAUUGUCUAAGAGAUACAGAAACACAAGAUAAUUCUUAUAGCCUCUCAUUGCGGAAUUCUGCACAGUUAAAGGGACACUAUAGUCACCAGAACAACUACAGCUUAUUGAAUUUGUCCUGGUGAGUAUAAUCAUUACCUUCAGGCUUUUUGCUGUAAACACUGUCUUUUCAGAGAAAAUGCAGUGUUUACAUUACAGCCUAGUGACUUUCCUCAUAGAGAUUCAUUGAUUCAAUUCAUCUCUAUGAGGAGAUGCUGAUUGGCCAGGGCUGUGAUUGAAUCAUGCUGGCUCUGCCCCUGAUCUGCCUCCUUGUCAGUCUCAGCCAAUCAUAUGGGGAAGCAUUGUGAUUGGAUCAGGCUACCACUUCUGAUGAUGUCAGGAGACUGCUUGUUUUUCUGAGUCUAACAGCAUGCAGAGUUACAGCUUCAGGCUUGAAUACAGUAAGAUUUUUACUAUAUUUAUGGAGGCAUGAGGGGCCCAGGGGGGCUAGAUGGUUGUUUUAACACUAUAGGAUCAGGAAUACAUGUUUAUGUUUAUUUCUAACCCUACAGUCAUCCUUUAAAUAGUUAAAUCACAUUGUUUAUGCUGUUGUAGCCACAGCUUUCCUGACUGACUCACACACCUACACAAAAAAAAUAUUUAAUUUUCAAUCCGAUCCUACAGCAUAUAGAGUUUACUAUAGAAAUUCCUAUCUCUUGCUUUAUUAAUUACAAUCACACAAAGGAGGCUGCUGCAAGCUCUAGUGAUUAUUUAACAGAGCGAGAGAACAAAUAGACAUGCUGUGCAAUAAGGGGAGUUUAAAAUAUAGAUCAUAUGCCUGUUUCUGCAUAGCAUUUACGAUUUCAGUACUACAGGGAUUUUUUUCUUGGUCCUUUCCUGUUCCUCAACUUCAUUUUUCUUUAUUAUGAGUACCCAGUGGCAUUACAGUCUCUCUGUUAAAGCUAUAUAACCUAGCAUGAUUUUAUUAUCUUCUUUAUUACCCACUCCUGAAGUCAGCUAACAGACCUUGCCAAAGUUCUUUUUCUGUCCUUGACCUGACUCACACUUGUUUAACUUUCUUUUAUUAUAAGAAGUGCAGAGUCCUCGCCAUUUAAAGUAACAUCCAUAUUCUUUUAUUGUCAUUUCUACUCCUGUUAACAUGUCAAUGCAAGCGGUGCAAAAAAAUAAUAAUAAAGAAUGGGGAGAAAAAAUAGAUCUCUCUUUACAGGAAGUGUGUAUUGAAGCUUUGUUUGCCUCAGGCAGGGUAGGUGUGGCCAUGGCUGCAUAAACAGGUGACCUAACUUCUAAAUGGCAGAGAAUUGAGCAGUGAGAAUGCAGGGGCAUGUUCUAUACACCACAACCACGUCAAUACGCUAAAGCGUCCCUUUAAGGGACACUGUUUGAUAAAAUUUUAAACUUGUUGGAGAACCAACUUGUCCUUGAGUUUUUAGAGUGAUAUCUCAAAGAAACAAACUUAUGUUUCUUUCUGUUUUAGAUUUAUAUAAAGUAUUACAAAUUACAUACAGUCAAGUGCCAUCUCUCUUAUAUGUAUUCCAGUGAGCUUUUCAGUAUUUUUCACUGCAGGUUCUUUCUUUGUGACAGAGACCUACAGCUCGAGAACUGCUGAAGCAUCGCUUUAUACUAAGGUAUACAAAGAAAACCUCAUUCCUCAUGGAGCUGGUAGAAAGAUACAGGCGCUGGAAGUCCCAGGGUCAGUCUGACGAGUCUGACUUGUGAGUGUGGCACGGUUCAAUUUUAUUUUAUUUUAUUUUUAUUUUUGUCGUCCAUUGUGAGCACUAAACUUUUUUUGUAAUCCACCAUUUUGUAUGUACUUCUAAUCACAUUUUCAUCUCUGCAACUCUUAGGGACAGUGAAGAUGAAAUAGAAAAUCCAAAUCCAAUGCCGCCCUGGACCUUCCCAGAAACCAUGCGGCCCUCCUCUAUGAGCAGAAUGCAGUGGGAAUAUCCGGAGGUACUUGGUCUAUGUGAACAGGGAUGGAAAAAAUAGUAUUAACAGGGUUAUUCAAUAAAAUCUGAAUAACUGGGAAUUAAAAGUGAAUUUCAAAUGCCCAACAUAGUCAAACCAAACACAGAAUAGACUUGGAGAAUAUUUCUAAAUUGGCUAUUGUGGCCCAAGUUUUGUAAUUCACUUUGAAUUCCCAGCAAUUCUCACUCUAAAAAAAUAACCCUGAAUACGGUUUUGUCUGGAAGUGUAUCAUGAAAAUAAACUCCAGUGAUUAUUUUGCGUGAUGGUUGAUAAAAUAUAAACAUCUUUGACCCACACUCUUGUUUCGCACUUCCAAGAGUAAGUGGUGAGGUGCCUACAAGCAACCUCCCAGCUGUUUAUUACCCAGAGCACACUUAGUAACGCUGACUGACAUCACUCAAGUGAACAGUGCCCGUUUCACUUGAGAAUCCUAUAAAAAUACCAGAUGAAACGGUGGGGUUGUUUUUUUUGUUUUAAUCAAAUGUAACAAAAACAAAAACCAACUUUGCUCCAUAGAUUAGCCUUACAUGUGAUUUUAUAAGUAAUGCUGACAGAAGCCAUUAACUUUGUACCUGAAUAUUUUGGCAUGGUCAGUAUGUGCAGGUUACACAUACUUCCUGUUAAUGUUAGUAUGUUGUAUUCAGAGCUUUCUUUGUCUCACACUGUUCAUUUUUUGUUGUUGUUUUUAUUCCAGCAGCCUUUGGAAAUGAUUAAACGCCUGCCUCGGUCACACUGUCUGUCAGCCCUGGUAACCCCAGUCUUUCAGGAGGUGAGUACUGCAUAUAGAUCCAAUGUGGGGAUAUAGUGCCAGUCUAACUGCAGAAUAAAGAUACCAUUGUAUCACAAAUAUGCUUCAUCAGGAGUGUAUGUGUGAGAUAUAUGUGUGUACACGUAAAUACUCUGAAUACUGUCUGGGUUUUUUUUUUUUAUAAUUCUUUAUUUUUGCGUGCACAAGAGUUAGACAUGUUGCAUCGUAUGCAUCGUUUGAGUAGGUAACAGGUUUCAACAUUUGUUAGAUAAUGCAUUUGGUCAAUUUUAGCACAAUUUUUCAUUAAGUUUAACAUGCGUAACAUCCUAGGUAGAGGUUGGGUCGUAUAGGGGUUUAGCCGUGUUACUCGUCUGCGGGUGCAGUACCUAGGUCAUGGGUUGGUGUCGAAGGCGUGACCCUAAUGGUGUUAAGAAGUAUGUGUGGAGAUGCGGAGUGGAGCUAGGGUCCGUGUGGGUGCAGUAGGUGUAGUUUCGUCGGUCAAGUAGUCUGGUGAUUGGUACACGUGUUCUGAAGUGGCUUGGUCGUCUAGUUCCGCUGGGGACCACUCAUGAGGGGUGGUAGCCCUAACCUAGGGGCUGUCGGGGGGGUAGGUUUUGGCUUAGGCUAUAGUUUAUGGUCUGGUAAUGCGGCAGCGCGCCAGCGUCCUCGUCAGCUAAGUCAUCUAGCUAGCGGUAAACAGGUAAGAACUUCAACAUCAGAAAUGUAUUGCGCGGAGGGUGGGGGGAAUACAGGUUGUGGUAAACAAGACAUAUGGAUAUCGCCGUUGAGCGGGCAGGGUUAAGAGAUCUCUCUCCCCCUGUCCGUCAGGUGGCUUGCGUGUCCAUUCUCUGUCUUCUCGGCACAAACGUAUCCGAGGUAUCUGGAUUCCAGACGUGGGGAGUGCCCAGGUUGGGCAAGUUUUGCAGGCCCAAUUUUGUGAGUAGUGUAGGGGCCUCAGUCCCUGAGGUGAUUUUAUGGGUGGUCCCCUGGUGGGUGAUGAGCAGAGAGCGGGGGUUCCCCAUUCUAUAUGGUAUCCCCGCUGUACGCCGAUGGCCGGUGAGUUCCGUAAGCGACUUUCUCCACUGGAGGGUGGCCUUGGAUAAGUCCUGAUAAAAGGUCAGUUGGGUUUCCUCGAAUUCAAGCGGGGUCUUACCCCUGAUUGCGCUCAUGAUGUGCCCCUUGUCUUGCGGUAGGGCGCAACGGACAAUGACAUCUCCGGCUAGCGUUGCGGUGGCUCUGGGGGGCGUGGGUAGGCGGUAAAUCCCUGCAAAGGCGAGUUUCUUUGUUACUGCGGGAGGGAGUAGUGAUUGUGUGAGUCGCCUCACGUAAUGCGGUAGGUCCUCUUUGCUCACCGAUGCCGGGAUGCCUCUGAUUUUGAUGUGGUUGCGCCGGUUUUUGUCCUCCUGCGUCGCCAGUUGUAUUGCUAAGCGUUGCUGGUCUUGUUGUAGUUGGUGGAGCGAAUCUUGUAGCAUAGAGACUUCUCCCUGUAUUGUUUUGACUUGGUUUUCAGUAGUGGUCACUUUUUCUGUGAUCUGUUGCAUGCUCGUUUUGAGCGCUGGUAGGUCUGCUGCCAGCAGGUGUUGUAUAUCCUGCAGCAUAGUUUGCAACUGCUGCAGGUCCUGCUUUGUGGCUGGGUCUGCUGAUCCCUGUGGGGGUAUGGGUUUGGUGGUUGUGGUCUGUGUGAGCUGUGGAGAUCUCUGUGUGUCCCCCUGAGUGGUUUGUGCAGGUGGGGUGUCUGCCUGUGGGGGGUCUGGGCCCUGGUCGGGUGCCAUUUUGGCUGGGGUUUGUUUCUGCAGCAGUGCCCCUAUAUCAGGCUGUGCUGUGGCAGUACCUUGGUGUGGUUUUUGUGAUCUGCGCCCCAUCUCCUCAUGGGAUUGGUCGGGGUCCUGUAGAUGGACUUCGCUUGGGUCUCCCAGGCUCUCUCCGCCCCACAAGUACUCCAGGCCGCGGCUGUUUGGUGUGUAGUAGGCCCGGAUUUUCGUUUUGGGCUUUGCCUGCCUCGAAUUGUACCGGAAUGGCAUCGGGCGGUGCAGGAUGGACUCCCUCGGGCAAUGCUGGUAAUUGUUUGCGUGGAUGGCAUGUACUUUUGGUGAUGUUGACGGAUUCAGUUUCAGUUUGCUCAGAGCUGUCAGAAAUGGCGUCCGGCUCGUUCAGCCGCUAAGCCCCCCUGGGUUUUUUUUUAUAUUUAAAAUAUAUACAUUUAUUUUUUGGGGUUACACAGUUGCGGUUAUUGAUCAUCUGGGAAACACAUCUUGGAUAUAGAACAUUAGAAUGUGACGGCAGAUAAGAACCGUUCGGCCCAUCUAGUCUGCCCAAUUUUCUAAAAACUUUCAUUAUGUCCCUGGCUUUUUCUUAUUGCUAGGAUAGCCUUAUGCCUAUCCCACGCAUGCUUAAAUUCCUUCACUGUGUUAACCUCUACCACUUCAGCUGGAAGGCUAUUCCAUGCAUCCACUACCCUCUCAGUAAAGUAAUACUUCCUGAUAUUUUUAACCUUUGCUCAAGUAGAAUGAAAGGUGUUAAUGUGAUGGUUACAGGGGAGCAAGACACUGCUUAAGAAUUGUUACGUUUCUUACCAAGCAGGUCAAUGUAAGAGGGAAUUAGAAGAGUAAGCCUUUUGAUAGGGGAUAUUUAAUAACAUCCAAAGCUAGAACAUAUCAUUUCUCAUUAUGACAAAGGGUAUACACAUUGCCUUUCAUUAGAAGUUGGCUCUUAAAGUGAACCUUACAUGACAGGUUUGCUUUAAAGCAGGCUUCUCAGAUAUAAAGAAAUAGAAAUAUACUUUUCAUCUUUAUACAUAUAGAGUGUGAUGUAUUUUAAUAAUUCUUUUUGUUGUAGCUUAGGGAGCAGCGAUGCGCGGGGGCAUUUGGAUCUGUGCAGGAGUUAGAAAAUGCCUUCAGUUUGGCUGAGGAGUCAAGUCCUGGGAUCACUGAUGAACUCAUAUCUCACUUGGUUCAGCGAGUGCAAAGGUAACCGGCAGAGCUCGCACAUCAUGCUGUUUAAGUUAACUAGUUAUACACUGUCAGAGGGUGCAGUAAAAUUACACAGCGUCCCCUGGGGGAACUAGAAGUUUUGGAUGUUGGAAGCUAGUGGUACAGUGGCCAGUUUUCAUCUAUUCUUUCAGUCAAGGUAAUGGGGUUUUCAGAUGGUGGCUUACACGUGGGAGGAGGACUAGUGAUCUGUACAGGUGGAGGAAAAUAGCCCAUUCGGGUUGGUUGAUUACUCAACAAUCCUCGGAUAGCUUUAGCUGCUUCUCAUGGGUUUACAGGAAUUAUAGCAGGGGGGAAAUGCUGUUGUAACGCCUGCUAAAAGUUUACUUUAAUUAGGAGAUUAAUAUAAAGUAAAGGAGAAAAAAACAAAAAAAAACACUGCUUCGUUUGGCCAGUUUCUGCUUAACCCCUUAAGGACACAUGACGGAAAUAUUCUGUCAUGAUUCCCUUUUAUUUCAGAAGCUGCGUCCUUAAGGGGUUAAACAUGAGAUUUACAUAGCAUAUGUUAGGAUUUUGGGAUGUCUAUAGCAUUAAUAAUAAUGGAACUUGGUUUUAUGCAUUGUUUGCACGUGACAAACAAAUAUUUUCAAAGAGGUAGAAUUUAAACACUGCAGGUUUGUAAAAUAGAAAUGGGGAGUAGCAAUUUACAGGUUAACAUAAUACAAAAGCCAAUCCCUGAGUGACAUGGGAAAGUGCAAAAAUAACUGCAGUGUGAGUGUGCAAUUUGUCAAAGGUAUGGAAGACUAGAAUACAAUGUCUUUUCUUAAUAACAAUGUCCCUUUCCCCCACACAGGUUCUCUACUGCACAAUGAAACCAUGCUACUACUGCGCAUGUGCACCCAUUUUCAUGUCCCAUGGUAUUAUGGGACAAUACUGUGAUAGAAAUGACAUUCACACCAUGGCAUUACUUCUGAAGUGUUCAUUAUUUUUUUGAAGAAUAUUGUAAUAGUGUUUACUGAUCGUUCUCAUGAGCCAGUAUGUUAUGUAAAAAACAAAACAAAAAAAACCACAUAUAAACUUACAUUUCAUACAUAAGUGAUUCGGAUUCUUUUACUGAAGUGUCUUGUAUUCCUGAGAUGUUUUUUAAGAUGUAAAAGCAUUGGUGUGGGAAAGAAGUUAUAUCAGGGGGUAGUACAGUACUGUAGAUGUUGUGGACUACAUCCAUCCAUAUGCUUUGCCAGCAGUAUGGCUGUAAGUACAUUAUGGAAAAAAGUCCACAACAGGAGUGCUGGAUGUUUUCUACCCAUGCAUUGUAUAUUAUGCAAGGAGAAAUUGUAAGUCAGCAAUUAGCUUUACAGAGAAUGAAUCAUGUUUUCCCAUCUCCAUUGACACAAGACAGGACCCGUAUUUGUUUAGAUUAUCUAGCAAGUUGGGGGUAGUCCUGAGCUAAUCUUGUAGGCCUCUGACCUUAUCGAAUCUCUUUGCAACUUUAUGAUUACAGGUGCCCCAUGAGUCACAUCUCUGCCUUCUCUGUUCCCCUUCACACAUUCUGCUGCAGCAAUGGUGUGGGAAGUCAAAUUCCAUCAUAUAAGGUCUGUUAUACCACUCUGGUCUAUAGAAGCAGAGAAUAGCUUUUGCUGUUUCCAUUGUAGACUAUGAAGAUUUGGUGUAUCUAGUGGGACAGUGUUAUAGUGAAGUUGGUGAAAGAAAAAGGUCGGAGAAGAUAAGGUCCAAAGUGUAGCCAGCUUGAAGACUAAAGUGCGAGGCAAGUGAAGGUAAUCUGAGAGAAAGUAAGAGGAACUAGUAGGUGCACUAAUAUGGAUGUUAAAAGAAAAAGCUAUGGGACAGAAGGUGUGGGAGCCAGGUGGAGGAGUGUUCCAAAAAAAGGGGCCAGAGUGCCGAGGAGGGCGAAAAAGGCAGAAGGCUCACGCACUAGUUACAGCGACCUGCCCGUAGCACAGGUCGGUCCCUGGGAGAACCAGUUUUAUUCACAUUUCAGUUCCAAUAAUAUGUCAUGUUAUUUCUAAGAAAGCAUAUUAAAUAGUUUUGCAAUUCCACCAGUUCACAAAACAGACAAGCAACAAUGAGCAAUGCAAUCAGU